AAAUGUUAACUGUUCAUGGACAUUCGGAAGGGUGUAAGAGAAAUUAGUCAAAGUGAAAGUAGAAGUAGACCGGAUGAAGGAACUUCCCGUUCCGCUAGAUGGCGCUCUUUGAUAUACUUCCGGUAACAUUUCCCACGUGUUGUAAACAUUUUGACAAAUUUCAUAAAAAUGGUCCGUAAAUUGAAGUUUCACGAGAAGAAACUGUUGAAAAAGGUGGAUUUUAUAUCAUGGGAGAUUGACAACAACUUACAUGAACUGAAGGUGAUGAAGAAAUAUUAUAUACAGCGCAGAGAGGACUACACAAAGUAUAAUAAGAUGUCGCGAGAGAUUCGAGAACUUGCCAGAAAGAUCAAAGAAGUUGAUGUAAAAGAUCCAUUCAGAGCUGAAGCAACAUCCCAACUCUUAGAAAAGCUACACAUGAUGCGACUAAUACCCAGCAAGAGGAGCCUGGAGCUAGCAGACAGUGUCACAGCUUCCUGCUUCUGCAGGCGACGUUUACCGGUGGUGAUGGUUAAAAACCACAUGUCAGAGACGCUCAAGGCAGCCACUACAUUUAUAGAGCAGGGACAUGUUCGUGUAGGACCUCAGGUAAUAUCAGAUCCAGCCUUCCUCGUUAACAGAAGUAUGGAGGAUUUCAUCACCUGGACGGACACCUCCGCCAUAAGGAAACAUGUACUGGAUUACAAUGACAUGAGAGACGAUUUUGACCUGAUGAGCUAACAGUCAAUGCAACAAUACUCCCCAUCAUCUCUGUGAUUUUAUGUAAACAUUAUCAAUCCCACAAUAAAUCUAUAAAAUUCCUCAAAA
Molecule: messenger RNA, 807 nt
Organism: Mizuhopecten yessoensis (Yesso scallop)
Lineage: Eukaryota; Metazoa; Mollusca; Bivalvia; Pectinida; Pectinidae
Product: U3 small nucleolar ribonucleoprotein protein IMP3-like
Exons: 7
Coding region: 169-720 (183 amino acids)
Biological process (GO): rRNA processing
Cellular component (GO): small-subunit processome; Mpp10 complex; small ribosomal subunit
Molecular function (GO): structural constituent of ribosome; snoRNA binding; rRNA binding
Source: RefSeq, a predicted model, not a curated record